AUGGGCCCCACUCUCCUUCACCUACAACUUUCAGUUUCAGUCGAUUCUCUGCAGUUCUUCCGAAGUAAUAGCGUACCGAGACAAGUAAUCAAGAAAGUUUUCGCAAAGCUUGAGAAUGAAUUCGAAGGGACUCUCGCUAGAAAUGCCAUCACAGAGAUUGACCACAAGUUAUUGGACCCGUUCGUGUUGCUAGUUGAAUUUUCCUUUUCGCUUUCAGCUGGAUUCCCAGAUCAUCCUCACAGAGGUUUUGAAAGUGUUACAUACAUACUACAGGGAGGUAUCAUUCACAAAUUUCCCAACGGUGAUAAAAGUACAAUCAGAGCCGGAGAUGUUCAGUGGAUGACAGCAGGAAGAGGAAUCGUUCAUUCUGAAUUUCCUGAACACGAAGUCAACAAUGGCUUACAGCUUUGGAUCAACCUCCCUUCCAUUCACAGAAUGAUCGAGCCAAAGAACCUAGAGCUGUCGAGUUCAGAGAUUCCAAGAGCAGAGGAAGAUGGAGUAGAGGUCAAAGUCAUAGCUGGAGAGUCAAUAGGAAUCAAAUCUCCUUUCUACACAACAACACCAAUCAUGUACCUUGACUUUACCCUCAAGCCAGGAUCUCAAACUCACCAGACCGUUCCAAAAUGCUGGACCGCUUUCGCCUACAUUAUAGAUGGCGACGAAGGUGUCUUCGGUUCCUUGAACUCCUCCGCUAUAUCGGCGCACCAUGUUGUUGUGUUUGGACCGGGGGAUUUAGUUAGCGUGUGGAACAAGGCAACGUCAGAGCCGUUGAGGUUUCUGUUGAUUGCAGGGGAACCGAUCGGUGAGGCUGUUGUUCAGUCUGGUCCGUUUGUGAUGAAUUCACAGGCAGAGAUCGAUGUGGCCUAUAACGACUAUCAGAAUGCUAAGAAUGGGUUUGAAAUGGCUACGUGUCAAAGGUUACAGUGA
This is a messenger RNA of Microthlaspi erraticum, 927 nucleotides long. The record is from the annotation of a GenBank genome assembly. Lineage: Eukaryota; Viridiplantae; Streptophyta; Magnoliopsida; Brassicales; Brassicaceae.